CCUUCAUCCAAAAAUGCCUGGCUACUGUGGUCCAGAGUUCGCUGUCCCAUCUGUUGCCUCCACCCCAACAGUUGGCUUUGGAUCAGCACACCGCGGCUGGGGAAAUCUCGGCUGUGGAUAUGGAGGUCUUGGCUAUGGCUAUGGAGGUCUUGGCUAUGGCUAUGGAGGUCUUGGCCUGGCACAUGGAAGUCUAGGUUAUGGUCAUGGCUAUGGCCUUGGCUGGGCCCAUGGUCCUGCCAUAGCUGAAAGUUCCGACAGUCUGGGCACCCUGGCUGGAGUCAACCCUUCCUGCAUCAACCAGAUCCCACCCGCGGAAGUUGUGGUCCAGCCACCAGCCGUGGUCAUGACCCUCCCAGGACCCAUCCUCUCUGCUACGGGGGAACCAGUUUCUGUUGGAGGCAAUGCUCCAUGUGCCAUUAGUGGUAGUGGAGUGGGAGGAGCAGGCUUCUACGGGGGGCUAGGAGGCCUUUAUGGUGGCUGGGGUUCUCGUUUAGGGCUAAGACAGGGUAGAUUCCUUGGGAACAGGGCUCUGCUGGGACGUCGUGCCAGUAUCUGUUGAUCCAGUUAUUGAAUCUGAGGGAAACGUAUCCAUCGUCAUGGUCAUGUUCAGGAAUUUGAAGAUGAGAUCCAAUGAUGAGUUCAAAAAAAGGUUAAACUUGAAGAAACGUCAUUGAACUCAAGAACUUCUGCAUGGAAAUUGGACAUUAAUCCCUAUCCCCUCUUUAAUUUCUGAAUGCUAUAAGUCUAAGAAGAAUGUUGAUAUUCUUUGUCUUGUUCUUUUCCUGCUUC
Heteronotia binoei (common prickly gecko) is the source of this 789-nucleotide messenger RNA. RefSeq names its product cuticle protein 64-like. The record is from RefSeq and is a predicted model, not a curated record. Gene Ontology annotation, cellular component: intermediate filament. The coding region runs from base 14 to 559 and encodes 181 amino acids. Gene Ontology annotation, molecular function: structural constituent of cytoskeleton. NCBI's taxonomy places the organism in Eukaryota, Metazoa, Chordata, Lepidosauria, Squamata, Gekkonidae. The transcript has a single exon.